Molecule: messenger RNA, 2459 nt
Organism: Grus americana (Whooping crane)
Lineage: Eukaryota; Metazoa; Chordata; Aves; Gruiformes; Gruidae
Gene: DAPP1
Product: dual adaptor of phosphotyrosine and 3-phosphoinositides 1
Exons: 9
Coding region: 114-899 (261 amino acids)
Source: RefSeq, a predicted model, not a curated record
GAGGUGCCGCCCCGCCGCCGCCCCGUCCGCGCACUUCCGAGGUGGCCCGCCGAGCCGGCCGGGGGCACCCGUUGUCCCCCGGCGGGACGGAGGCGGAGAGCCGCGGCGGGACGAUGACCCAGCGCCGGGAUCCGCGUCCGUCCGCGCCGCUGGACGAGGAGCUUGAAACGCUCGGGUGGUAUCACGAUAAUCUUACCCGACAUGCAGCAGAAGCGCUGCUGCUUUCCAAUGGGCAGGAUGGAAGCUACCUCUUGAGGAAGAGUAAUGAAAGAGAAGAUUUGUACUCCCUCUCUGUAAGGGGAAAAGAUUCUGUGAAACACUUUCAUGUUGAACAUACAGGGACUUCAUUCAAAUUUGGAUUUAAUGAAUUUUCUAGCUUGAAGGAAUUAGUCAUGCAUUUUGCAAAUCAGCCUUUAAUUGGAAGUGAAACAGGAACCUUAAUUGUAUUGAAGCAUCCCUACCCACGGAAAGUGGAAGAACCUUCCAUUUAUGAGUCCGUCCGAGUUCACACAGCAAUGCAGACGGGAAGGACAGAAAACGAUCUUGUUCCAAAUGCUCCCUCACUUGGUACAAAAGAAGGAUAUUUGAUAAAACAAGGCAAAAUAGUCAAGAAUUGGAAGACAAGAUGGUUUACACUGCAUAGGAAUGAACUUAAGUAUUUCAAAGACCAGACAGCCACAGAACCAAUUCGGGCACUUGACUUAACUGAAUGCUCAGCUGUGCAAUUUGACUAUUCCCAGGAAAGAGUCAAUUGUUUCUGUUUAGUGUUCCCACUAAGGACGUACUACCUGUGUGCAAAAACUGGAAUAGAAGCUGACGAGUGGAUUAAAAUAUUGCGAUGGAAACUGUCACAAAUACGGAAGCAGCUGGAGCAGCGUACCACCACCCUCAAUUCCUAGCUGUGCCUCCGAUACCUCUGUGCCAUGGGCAGGAAUUGCCUCUUUGCCGAGGGGAAGGCAUUGCUUACAAGAGGACGGUUUUGAAUAUCUACAUUGCUCACGGGGGACACGUGCGUGCAUGUCUACUCGCACAUGGACGCUCGCUUCCAGCUCUGCACACAAAAGAUUCGUACAGCUGAGCGCGCUCAGGCUGGAUUGGAUCACGUGUGGAGACAGGUUGCAAAAUCGGAGUGUUGGUCUGAUAUGCGCGGUGUAUGUCUGUAAAGCACUUAAUUCAAACACCCGCUAACUAAUCACAGAAGUAGUUGCUGUUUAAAACUUUUGUGGUUAUUCAGAGCACUCUCGAUAAUUUAUUGCAAGCUCCAUCACAACUAACCAUUAGCAGCAUAUUCUGUAACCUUGAGCCUGUUAUUUAAAACCAGUCCUUUCUGGAAAUGUUACAUAUUUCUUUUGUAUUACCUGUUUAGGCUCUAAACCAAAAGAAAAAUGACAGAGGUAAUUACAUUUUUGUAAAUAGUACCUGUGUUACAAUCCAGAGAAUAUUUUAAGGCCCUUUUCAAGGUGUUGGAUGAGUAACACUUAGUUCUCGUCAAACACGGUUUGGUAUGGUUCAGAUUUAUACCGCAGUGAUGGCUACGAGUGGACAUUUGUUUCAAACAGCAUCUAUAGGUACCAGUGAGCAGCAUCAUGCACACAUGGUUGCUUACAAACUAGGAUGAUGAGAAACAAGCAGCCGGUUUGCAGCGCACCUAUGACAGAGCUGCCAGGGGACUCUAAGGAUGGGUGACAGGGCUCUGCAGAAGCCUUUGCCUGCAGCAGCCACCAGUGUUGUUCAUAGCAUUGCAAGUUGGGCCCCUACAGCCCCCCUUGAAAAUAGGCUAGAUUUUGUAGUUUUUCCUCCCGCAGAGAACUCAAACCAAGGUUUUGUCCAGAACUACAUUCUAGGAUUAAGCACUGCUUGCUUUUAUAUUAAACAAGAUCAGAAACAGAAAAGCACCACCUACACCGAAAAUCUGAAUUUAAAACAAUACAUUGUCUACAUAACCUGGUGUAAAUUUCCAUCUGUAUUUUGGAAGACUGGUAUGCAUGUAACAGCAUUGUGGCUUUCCACAAAGAUGAGAAGUGGAAGCCCAGUACUUUGGUGCUGUAGUCAAAAUAGAUGUUAGGUUUUGGAAACAAAAUUUGAUGCACUGUGCCUCCCAAGCGCAGCUUGCUCUGACCUCAUGGCUGACCCAGCUGCAAGAGCCCCUGAGCAAUCCUGCUCCUCCUGGAGGGGUGGGGAGAGCAGGGAGCCCUGUCUUCCUGCAUGAUGCUCAAGUCUGCUGAAACGGUACGCAAACCCUGAGGCACAGGGCUUGUGUAUUGCUCACCACCGCAGCUCAAUAGGUGCGCCUUUACUGUGAGAAGGCUGAGGAGGAGGGGAAAAAACAUACUGGAGGAAAAAAAGAAAAUCCAGAUUUGGACAUAGGAAUAGCAUUUUAUUUCAACUUACAAAUUCAAAAUAUUUGUAAAUAUUUUUUAUACAGACUGUUUUCUGAAUAAAAUGUCAUUACAAAACUA